Messenger RNA from Oryza brachyantha (malo sina), 3662 nucleotides. RefSeq lists its product as uncharacterized. Gene Ontology annotation, molecular function: nucleic acid binding. The coding region runs from base 1364 to 2908 and encodes 514 amino acids. NCBI's taxonomy places the organism in Eukaryota, Viridiplantae, Streptophyta, Magnoliopsida, Poales, Poaceae. The record is from RefSeq and is a predicted model, not a curated record. The transcript has 10 exons.
AUAUUUAUCUCGCGCUGCAUUUUUUUUGUUAUUAAUAUUGAUUACAUUUUAAUGUUCAUUUUUGUGCGUUACAUGAUGUUCCUUUAGAUUCAGUUUUCACCACCAUGGGUAGCAUCACAAGAUUUUUAUGCAUGCAUGGUUCAUCCUCCUCUAGUCUCUCGUUCUUGGUCGAAAUUAUUUGUUUUAAUUCAAUGGUUCAUAUUAAUAGUAUUUCUGUUAUAAGUAGUACUCCAAUGCGAGCAUGGCGACCGUCAGUCUGUCAAUUUUCCCCAAUUUUAAUGUAUACCCUACUGCUGCAAGAGCCAAUAGGCACAGGCACAACCACUAGUAACCCACCAUUUUCUCGCACCUUUGUUUCUGUUUUUCUCUGAUUCAUCGUUUUGCUUGAUGAAUCUGUAUCUUUUUAUGUUUUUCUCUGAUUUCUCUGGUUUGUAGGUUCUUUUUAUUACUACGGUUUACAUGUUAAUGUUAAGUUUGUUACAAUAUGCCCCUGCAGAUGCAGUUUGCACACCACCCUAGAUAUGCAUGCAAGAACACUCGUGAACGAGGAGAAGAGGCGAGAGAAGCUGACUGCCGGCGACGCCGCUCGCCCGCGCCACGACACCCUCCGCCGCCGCCCCCUCCCUGGACGAGGGGAGAGAAGCCGACUGCUGGCGCCGCCCGACGACACCGCCCGCCCGCGCCACAACACCCUUCGCCGCCUCGCCUCCCGGGACGAGGGGAGAGAAGCCGACUGCCGACGACGCCGCGGCACCCUCCGCCGCGCCUCCUCCUGCCGGCGCUCGGGUUGUCGACGUCGAGGGUGAGGUAGAAGGUGGCGUUGACGGUGGCGCCGCCGCCGCCGGAGCCGGCGCCGGGAGGUAGGGGACUUGGGGGUUUGAGGGAGGGAUAGAGGCGCAGGGACGGCUUGAUGUGGAGGAUGUUGAGGCUGGCUUGUUUCCGGCGCCCACAAUGGCUGCUCCAUCAGUUGAUGGCCACAGUAGAAGGCCUGGACCUGAUCCAGUUUGCUGCUAUUGGUCUGCAGAACCGAAUUUCUUGUGGAGUGAUUCUUCCCCCUCGUGGAUAUUCACAAUGUGUUGAUCUUGCAGGUCUGCAGAACCGAAUUUCUUUGCCUUGCAGCCAUCUGCUCUCAAUGAAAUCUUGGAUAAGUUGCACAGACAUUAAGGUUACAGCUGUUAGGGGGGAUUUCUUGCAGAAAUAUAAGAAAUUUGGGUGUUCUGUUAGGCAUUAUAGUACAAACCAGGAAUGUUUUCAGCAGGAUGAAAAUCAAUCAAGGAUGGUGGCCCAUUUGAUUUCAGAUUUAUCUGUGGGUACUGGGGAUAAAGAUGAGCUAUUAAGUAAAAUUGAUAUCUUGUUGGUUUAAAUGAAUAACACACUGAAUCGCUUAGAGCUCAAAGAAGAGUUUGAAAAGGAUGUUAGACCGUAUCUUGCUAGUAAAUUGCUAUUGCUCCAUGGCCCUAUUGAAGGAACUAGUCUAGCAUACUUUGAUUAUUUGGCUCACGUGACAUUGAAACAUGCUCCUGUUUAUGUUAGCUCUCUUGAUCUCACCAUAAGAAAGAGGAUAUUAUACUUUGAUUAUUUGGCUCACGUGACAUUGAAACAUGCUCCUGUUUAUGUUAGCUCUCUUGAUCUCACCAUAAGAAAGAGGAUAUUUUCUGCUGUUGUGUGGGAAAAAUUACUAAAGCAUGUCGUGGACAGUAAUAUAUUUGUUUGCAUUGAUUGGUAUGAGAGUUACGGCAAUAUUCAAUCUUUGUAUCAUCAUGGCGUAAGCGUUCCAUAUGAGGAGGAUUCGUUUUUUAGAGGAGAAAGUGACGCUAGUUUCAAUGAAAGCUAUGGCAUAGCUAAGUUGGCCUUUGGGAUAAUGAAAGAUUGGAAACUACUCUUCAUUGACAUUGUGGAGAAUGUUAAAUGUACUGACAUCAACUCUGCUGAGGCAUAUGCAAUGCUAGCUCUAUUAACCAAAUGUCAUGAGCUUAACUUAAGAACAGGAGCUGUAUGGACAGACAACAGAAUUAUAUUUGGUGUUAUGAGUGGUGAGUACACUGUGUCAGCGGGUGAUCCAAAUCAGCAGCUGUUCUCUUUGCUAAGGUUCUUCAUGAGUAAAUUUGACGUAAUCAUACCGUUUUGGAUGCCUAGAGAGGGUCUUUUUUUUCCUGAUGGACUUAUCAAGGCUCUUGAAAGAAAACAGCAUGCAUGUCCUCCUCCCAUUAGCAUCAGUGAAGUUGCCAAGAAAAGUGUGUUUAACUCACUCCGUGCUUGUUCAAGCUACUUUAUUGGAGUACCCUUGUUUAGGAUUUCAAAUACAAGAGAGAUGUCUUCAAAUCUCGCUGAUUCUUGCUCUAAAUUGAGACAAAACGUAAACAAGAAUGUUGAAGAGCUAGAUUCAAAUCUCACUGAUUCUCGCUCUAAAUUGAGACAAAACGUAAACAAGAAUGUUGAAGAGCUAGAUCAUUCAUGGGCAGCAAAGGUCUUCUAUCACUGUGUCCAAAGUGAAGAAGAAAAAAUGCAAUUUAUUGAUGAGAUAUUGGAAGCUCUUGACCCAAAGUUUGUUAUCAUGAUUAUGGGCUCAUCGGACGGUAAACCUGUUGAUGUUCAGAAAAGGGUAGCUAGUCUAUAUGACAGAUGUGGAUAUAACACAGAAACAGUUGAUGGCUGCUAUAAAUGUUAUCUUAAUGUUGGUGGCAGCCCUUGUGGCAUAGAGAAGAAUCUAGUUUUAGUUUUUGAUGCUAGUCUUCUUGAAAAAUAUUAUAUGCACCAUCAGGCUGACAGCUGUAUUAUCAUUCUACCGCUGCCUCAUGAGCUUCAAACAUUGAAGAAGAGAGGUGUGAUUGAAAUCAGUGGAGAAACAUUUGUCUGUUUUCAUGGAGCAACGUUUGAUAAGACGAAAAUGAAGUUCCAGAAGAAGUGAAGGAGGUGAAGGGGAAAAAUCAGACUGAUCGUCAGGGGACCUUUUUGUGCAAGGAACACUGGGGUUAAACUUUUGUUGUCCUCCCUUCUGAUUUAAUACCGAUCUCAAUUAGAACUACUCUGCCUUCUAGUGACACUAGACUGUAGUAUCUGCUUGUGUGAUGGGCUCAUGAUUAUCUUUGCGGACAACUCUGGUAACAUUAGACUGUAAUGCAUCCUCAUAUUUUAUGCCCUGAAGGAUUGGGGAAUUUCAAGUAUCUGUUUUGUGAUUUGCAAAUUAGGAUUGUCCCAUGUUCUGAGACUGCCUUCAAUUUGUCUUGCUUUUACCAGUUGCAUUUAUCAUUUUAUACCACAUUAAAAGAGCUUCCAAAUAUCUUUGUUCUAUGGAAGCAUUCGCAAUAACAUUUUGUAUUGCUGUAGCUAUAAUACAGGUUGUUUGGCCCUUCAAUCUCCCACAUAGAAUUUGUUCUCUUUGGAAAUUAUCAGUACCAUCAGUAUCAGGGAUCGUAGUGACUGGAGAGAAAGGCAAACCAUUAUCAUUAGUUUACAAGUAUCAGGGAUCGUCGUGACUGGAGAGAAAAGCAAACCAUUAACAUCAGCUUACGAGAUAUUGUACAGAAACUGUGUACACAUCCCCAAGCUGGUCAAUUUUCAUCUGAAAGGCAAAGGUUUUGUGAGACCCUGACCAUUGCUACUGUGUGAUUCUCAAUGCACAUGAUGGGGCAUCAUUUAUUGAAGACACCAUGUCAAGAAGG